This is a messenger RNA of Lolium perenne, 754 nucleotides long. The record is from RefSeq and is a predicted model, not a curated record. NCBI's taxonomy places the organism in Eukaryota, Viridiplantae, Streptophyta, Magnoliopsida, Poales, Poaceae.
UUUUUUUUUCUGUUUCUCCUCUAACGAUGCUGACAGCUGGGGCCGCGUAUCUUCUUCAACCUCCAGGUUGAGUUUGACAUGAACACGGGACGAACCAACCGUCUCAAAUCCCCAGAUUUUCGUCCCGAUUCCGUUCGAAUUCGUGCCCCCUACGCCACGAAAACUCCUCCAUAUAAACUCCCCCAUCGUCCCCUCUCCUUUUUUCCAAAAAUCGCAACUCUAGAUCACCGAAAAUUCGAUUUCCGAUCUUGCCGGAGUUUCGCCGCUUCGAAGGACUGCGAAAAUGACCCGACAAGGACGCCGGAGCUUCGCCGGAGAGGAAGAAGUUCAGCCAGGAACCAUUGCUGUUCGGGACGAGAAGGGCGCUGAAGAACGACGUGAACCGGAUCGUCUCGUCGAGCCGCACCUCGUCGUCACCUUCAGAGUCGGAGGCCACCACGCCGUCGUUGCCAUCCACACCGUCGCCGCGUCCUUCGUCCGCCGAGCACCACAUCUGAUUUAUUCGGAGUGCGAGAGAAAGUUCACAAGGAAGAAAUCAUCAUCAAAUAUUACUAAGGUUAAUCGACGACUUGUGAGGAUGCGUAGGUCGCGAGUCUGCACUCAACCAGCCUGUGGCAUUGAUGGGACUCCAAGAUGCAAUUUCGUUUUCCGUUGUAUUGAGCUAGCCUUUGGCUAUGCAAGUUGUAAUUAUUUGUACUCUGGAUUAUUCGAAUCGUGUAAUAAAGACUUGUGUUUUACAUGAUUAUUCAUCGAC